Guillardia theta CCMP2712 is the source of this 477-nucleotide messenger RNA. RefSeq lists its product as hypothetical. Lineage: Eukaryota; Cryptophyceae; Pyrenomonadales; Geminigeraceae. Bases 1 to 477 code for a protein of 158 amino acids. The record is from RefSeq and is a predicted model, not a curated record. Gene Ontology annotation, molecular function: protein binding. The transcript has 6 exons.
AUGUCUAGCAACCUUACGUCAUCUCACCUAAUUUCAAGUCAAUCUGCUUUGACGUUGUCAACUCUGUUCUUGUUGCUGUUUUCUGGUGAUGCUUUUGACUAUCAUCCUUCUACUCACUUGACUUCGUCAUCAUCUGCUGACCUCAUCUUUCACAGCUCGCGACCUAAAGGGAGUGCGGAGAAGGGCCUCGACGUGGAGGAGAAGAGCAAGAAGUGUGGAGUCGGGCUGGUGUUUCGACCUACCCGAGCUGCAGAUGGUCGGGUUGAGCUCAAGGUGUUCUCGCUUAUCCCCAAGAGCCCAGCUGACAUGUGCGGGAUGAUCCGACCCGACGACACGCUGACACACGUUGAUAACAUCGACGUGAGUGACUUCACGGUGAACGAAGUCGCGCCGCUCGUGGUCGGAGAGCGAGGAUCGGAAGUUCGUUUGACCUUCAGUCGUGGCGAGGAGGUAGAGGAGGCGAGGACGAUUGACUGA